GAUUAGUAAUUAGUUGUAAUGUGUGUUAGUGAUUAUAUGCUAUGUUAGUAAUCCGUUAAUUAGUAUGUGUUUCCCCUAUAAGGAAUUGUAAUGUGUAUUCAUAUUCAACAGUUUGUCUCUCUGCAUUUUCGUUUGUCUCUUUGGAUCACUGCCACCGCGGAUAAUGAGAGUUACUCAGAGGGCACACACAUUUUGGGAUUCACAGAUUAAUGGAGUUGUCCUGCACUGUAAAUUAAAGUCUAGAUGAAUGAAUAGCACGUAAUUUUGCUAACACCGGACGAGCAUUCCGUCGGUAUAAUAUUAAAUGCACCUUAAAUAAUCUACCACUUUAACCUCUGGAACACCAGUUCUAUACGUUUCUCUAAGAAUAUCGACACAUAAAGCUGCAUUUUCUAAAGAUUUCAUUCAGUAAGAGGUGAAUGCUUUAAAACGUUUAGUGUGAUAAGACAAGCUGCAAAAAUACACUUGGGAGAGAAAAAAAGCCCUACAGUAUUGCUCUUGAAAAAAUAUGACAUAACAUAGUUGAACAUCACUUAAGCUUUACAUUACGUGACUGAAUAACAGAAUGAAGGGUCUCAAAGUUUCCUAGUUUGGAAUGUCAAAAUAAACACAGACUGCAUGUUUGUACCACGUAUUAACUGACUCGACUUCCUUCCUGUCUAGGUCAAGUCUCCAACUGUCUCAAAAUAACUAUCGACUAAAUUCCUCUACCAAUCCCAUUGAGCAAUGUACAAGGACAUGAGUUUUUUUUCAGGCAGACUCGCACCGCCCGAGCAUUUGCAUGGUAUCCACGGCUGAGGUGAAGGGUCGGUGAGGAUGAGGCAUGACGUCGGCACGCACGAACCCGGCCCAACACUGCGGAAUCAUUGAAGUGCUUCUGCCACCACUGCGUCUCGGACAACUACACUUGCGUGACGGAUGGCGCAUGCCUGGCAUCGGCCAUGCGCAGGCGGAGCCCGGUGGGGCUGACGCACAUCCGCGAGUGCAUCCCACGUGAGCGUCUCGUGCCCCCCGACCGCCCCUUCAUGUGCGUCAGCUCCUACGAUCGCGAGGUGCAGGUUACCAACGUGCACUGCUGCAACACGGACUUCUGCAACAUGGUCGACAUCACCUUACCACCACUCGUGGACCCAACGCCGCUGGUGGGUCUGGACCGACUGAGCUCGUGGAGCUCGGUGGAGCUGGCCGUGGCCAUCGCCGCCCCCAUCUGCUUCCUCUGCGUGCUGUUCACCGUGGUGCUCUGCUUAUGCCACAACCGGGCAGCAUGCCGGCACCUGCCCGUGCCAGACUCGGAUGAGGAGCAGGACAUUGGGCACCUGCAUCACCACCACCACCACCGCUACAUCACUGAGGGCACAACUCUUAAAGACCUCUAUGACCUAACCACUUCAGGAUCUGGAUCAGGUCUACCUCUGCUGGUGCAGCGCACCAUCGCAAGGACCAUCGUGCUGCAGGAGAGCAUCGGCAAGGGUCGCUUCGGCGAGGUGUGGCGUGGCAAGUGGCGUGGCGAGGACGUCGCUGUCAAGAUCUUCUCGUCACGCGAGGAGCGGUCCUGGUUCCGCGAGGCCGAGAUCUACCAGACAGUCAUGCUGCGCCACGAAAACAUCCUGGGCUUCAUCGCUGCCGACAAUAAAGACAAUGGGACUUGGACGCAGUUGUGGCUAGUCUCCGACUACCACGAGCAUGGCUCGCUCUUCGACUACCUGAAUCGUUUCACAGUGCCUGUGGAAGGGAUGCUUAAGCUAGCCCUCUCCACUGCCAGUGGUCUUGCUCACCUGCACAUGGAGAUUGUUGGCACACAGGGUAAACCGGCCAUCGCCCACCGAGACCUCAAGUCAAAGAACAUCCUGGUGAAGAAAAACGGCAUGUGCGCCAUCGCAGACCUGGGUCUCGCCGUGCGGCACGACUCGGCCACCGACACCAUCGACAUCGCACCCAACAACCGCGUGGGCACCAAGAGAUACAUGGCACCAGAGGUUCUUGAUGACACGAUCAACAUGAAGCACUUUGACUCAUUCAAGCGUGCUGAUAUCUACGCUCUGGGGCUAGUAUUCUGGGAAAUAGCUCGGAGAUGUGCUGUCGGAGCAGGGAUUCAUGAAGACUACCAGCUGCCCUACUAUGACAUGGUGCCUUCCGACCCAUCUAUCGAGGAGAUGCGCCGGGUGGUGUGCGAGCAGAAGCAGAGACCAAACAUCCCUAACCGCUGGCAGAGCUGUGAGGCCCUCCGUGUGAUGGCCAAGAUAAUGCGCGAGUGCUGGUAUGCAAACGGGGCGGCUCGUCUCACGGCGCUGCGCAUCAAGAAGACCCUCUCGCAGCUGAGCCAGCAAGAGGACAUCAAGGUGUGAAAGAGUCAGGCCCCUUAGCAGACCGGCGGCAACACGCAACAAUAGCCGCAAGCCGGUGUGGAAGAAGACUCUGUUUGACUGGGCACUCUCUGCCUCGCGAUCGUCACCGCAACCACGCUGCCCUGCCCAACCGCCCCGCCCACGACUCGCCUUGUUGCAAGCGGUGUGCCGUGCCGACGCAUGCCUUUUUAAGGACCGACAUAGAUUGCUUCAGUGCCAUAAUCUGGUCAUUCAUGCAUACAGGUUUCAUUCUACCUCGUGACAUUCAACCUGCGGAGUUCUUGAACUCUGCUCUUGAACAUGGGAACAUCCACCACCUCUGACAUGCAGUUUUCAUUGACCAUUAAUAGGCGUCUUAGCUAAAGCUUAGUGGUAUCAAACCACUGUGGGGCAUUUCUUGUAUCCAAAGUGAGUGUUGCGUCAAAGUGACCGAUCGCACUCUGGCAAAAAAAGCAAGCAAAGUGUACAUUUUGUCCACGGCAUUCAAAACUGAUUUAUCAAGUAGUGUGCAUUUGUGAGUGGAGUAAAGAUCAAAUUUUCCUUGAAAAAUAGCCAAUUGUUACACAGCCAUCGAGGUCUUUCAAGAACUAUAUGGUCUGCUUCAACUAUGCACCCAUGCAAAGAAGAUAAGAAAAUGAAGGUCAAAUGGGUUGCUUAUAUUAGUCAUUGCAAAUUAAAUAUGUAGUUUUUGGUUGGUUUUUUUCUCUAGGACCUGUGGAAUGUGAGCGAGGCCAUAAGUGGGCCUGCAUUUGUGAGUGUAUUGUGUUGACAUUUUUAAGUCCCCUUGUAAUUGAGGGUUUUUAGAAGACCUUGUAUUGCUGCUCGGCAUACGAAGGCCAUGAAAAAACAUUGUACUAUAUAAAAGUAGCUUGUUUUGUCAACUGUCACAUUGUUUGUCAAGCCGUCUUUCAGUCAUUGGAUAUUAAAUGUCACUUUAUCUGCUUAAAGUAGUAUCAGCCACUUCACGCCAAUAGAUUGACAUGUAAGUUUGCCUCCCAGUGUUGAAGAGUAAAGGAGGUUGCCUUUGAAAAAAAAUAUAUACAUUAUGCUGUAAAUAGUAUUUAUAGUGUUUGAUAGAAAAAUGUUUAACGUUUAUUACACAAAUAAAUUAAUUUAAAAUAUCACAUCUGUAACAAAACAGAAAAAUACAUUUUCAUAAUAUACAAAACUGAAUGUGUUCAGUUACGUAACUGCUGCAAGAACACCGAAUAGCUGAUUGUUCUUUACCCAUUCAUGCAUUUUAAACUUCGUGGGUACAUCAAUAGUGGUAGACAAUACCUUUGUAAACCUCAACCCCCCCUUACUGUGAAAUAGCUGCUAUAGGUUUUCUCCAGAUUAUAAAAUCGUCACAUCAGCGUUCACAUUUUGUCUUCUUUAAUUCCACCUUUUUCUAGUUUAAGACACUUUAUUAACUCAAGCUGGCAGACAUCAUAGGUACUGCGUGAUGCUGCUAUGCUGUUUUUUGAGACAUGAAGAGGGAAUGCGGCAUUUUGUAAAACUUGUCAUUCAGUGGCAUUAAGCAGUCUUAUGUAAUGUUCACUUUGAAAAGUCAAAUCUGGUCACUCAUCUUCUUUGACAGCCCUGAGCCAGUUAUGGACAUUAUCUAUUCCUAUGCCUGGCUAGUCUGUAUUUAGGACAAUUGGAUAACAGCAUGACAUUUUUUUUUACACAAAGUAAAACAAAAUUUGCUUGGAAACUUUGUCAGAUAGAUAGAUACGCAUUUAAUAGUGGAGUGCAUCAUAACUUCACAUCAACAACAUGAACAGCAGUCAUUCGUCCCUAUGUGGCAGUGACAUAACCAUAGUGCUUGUGGGGGUGAGAUGCACUUUGAGGCCACGUAAAGUGUCGAAGACUUGCAUGCAGGAGGUCAUGGGACAGACAACAUGCCUACUUGCCGUGUAUUAGCAUACCAGGCACUCCUCUCAUUUCCCGUUUUUGCUGGACGGAGACUGCCACCAACUCCACAUGCUGAUCUUGACACUGCUAAUACCAUUCAUUGUCAAGCCCAAUCUACUCCACAUCCUGCUGCACCAUAUCAGCCCACCUCUUCUCAAUCCCUUGCUGUGCCCAUGUAUCUCCCCCUAUCCGGCCAAACAGAAACUAUUUGGGCAUUCGGUGGCUGGGCAUGUGGGCUAGAUGAGCCAACCAAUGGAACCUCGCUUACGAGAGGUGCAUACUAAUGAGACUGUGUCCAGAUCUUUUAAGGGUCUGUCAAGGAUCUGUGAGGUCCACGUUCCUUUGACGGAGUCACAAGUUUCGUAAGCACAGAGAAGACAGUGGUAUAACUGUGGCCGAGAAGACCUGGAGCUUUGUAUGGAGCGAUACACCAGCCAGCUUCCACACAGCAUUACACAGCCGAUGAAAAGAUAAUGCUGCCCGAGUUGAGGACCUUCCACUUCUCAUGAUGACUGGAGGUAGAACCAGUCCAACAGACCUCCCAGUUUCAGUCUGUACUGGUCCAGCUCCCGAGAGAGAAAUGGCAGCCCCUCGAUGAGUGUUGGACAUUCCACUUAACCAGACAGUGGUUUCCUGCCGUUUCUGGAAGAACCACGAGGGGGGAAGCAGGGGCAGGGGUUAGUCUCUUGGUUCUGCCGAACAGAGUUUGGCCAGAAGAUAUCGUGGAUGCCUGUCCCUCCGCGGCCUUCGGCACAAGCCUAUGCUGCCCUUUUUGUGGUUGAAGAGAGCCUCAGUUGGCACACUGUAGUGGCUGUGAGCAUGACGUGCGAGCAACAGUUUUGAGCAUCAGCCUUUUCGCCUUCCCCCAAAUGGCAAUGCUCGCAACACACUAGUGUUGCCGUCUGAUACCAGCGAGGAGGUGUUAGCUUGUUUUGCCGGUUGACUUCAUAUCUCUGACGCAGGGAUAGUCACCGUAGAGUUUUGAAGAGGAAAAUUGUCUUUGAUUUGUGGCACGCAAGUGUACCCCGCCAUAGCAUGUGGUUAUCCCAUCGUGCCACGCAAAGUGGAAACGGAGACUCAUUUUAAUGGUGCCAGGUCUGUCACAUAUUUUUGUCCAUACCUUCCCAGGUGGUGUUUCUUCUCCAAUGGAUAAGUUCGCUUAAAACGAUGUGGGGGGAAAUGUGUUCAUGCAGAGUAAGCAUACCAUAGUUAUUCACUUCGUAAGAUCAAUUCAGUGUAGCUGUGUUCACAAACGUUUAUUGGAACAGUUCCUUUCCUGUAAUGUCAGCAAAGUUGCAUAUUCAUUCAUAUGCUUGAGUUUAACAAAUUGGGAAUUUUCCAAAGUGUAACUUUUUUGUAUCACAAAUUUACCGAAAUUGGUCAGUGUAAAGCAAAGUAAUUUGUUGUAGAAAAAAAACUUUGAUCUUGGCCAAUACUUGUGCUAUGCUUUCCAAGGGGUUGCAUAUGAAAUGUCUCAUUCUGUUAGUAUUGUUCCUAAACAAUUACAAAGAACAUACUCUAUAUUCUUGGUUCUUUCAGUAAAGUCACGUAGAAGGGAAACAAUAAAAGAAUAAUUAAAAUAUAUAUAAAACAAUAAAAUUCUCACGACGUUUCGACUUUACCAAAAGAACCAAUAAUAUUAAUCCCUGCAGUCACGAAAGCUUUAAAUGAGAACAUACUCUCGUUACAAUUCUAACUAGUAUAUACCUUCAAUGUGACGGUAUUUAUAAUUUCUUGCUAGAUGACAGUCAUUCAUUGAGUCAAACCUUUUAAUAUUCAAACCUUAGUGUGAAUAACUCAGAUGCAUUUUCGUCUUUGGCAUUAAUAGCCCUGAAGUGGCUUAUCCUCACCUGACAGUAAAAAAAACGCUGAUUGUAUUUACCUGUUUCCCAGUACCAGCCAAUCUGAUAUUAAAAGUGAAGGGUUACUGCACACUGUGUAUACAUACAUAUAUACCAUACUUAACAAAAUAUACAUCUAAUUAUAAAGUUGCGAUUGACUAAAAAAGCCAUUUUUUGUAGUCUUGCAUGGACGUAAUAUAUACUGUAUAAAUCUAACCAUUCAUUUCGUCGUUGUCUUGCAAAAAAAAUGAAUCAGGCAUUUGGUACUAUGCAGACGGUAGAAAACGAGUCUUUAUUGACAAGUGCUGUCACUUUAAGAAAAUAAAAUUGCAAUUUGCGGCUCAAGUGAGGCACACACGCUCCUUUUUCAGCAAAUCACUACUGUAAAAACAGAUGCCUUCACUUUGGCUGGCCCCAUAUGUAAGCCAUAUUUUGUCCUUGAUGUUCAGUGUACAGUGAGCGUAGUUCCGUAAAAUAAGCAUUGUUUUGUCUUGUUCAUGUUUUAUUUUGUAAAUAAAAUAUCUCGAUACCUCCCCUCGUUAGUUAGUAGUACCUCAGUGUUGACUAUUGUGGAGGUUACAAGCACCGUUUCAAAAGUAUCUCAUCAACUUUGUAAAUGAUUACAGUACUCAAUAAAUUUAGAAGUAAAAAAAAUGUA
This is a messenger RNA of Petromyzon marinus (sea lamprey), 6740 nucleotides long. Its product is annotated as TGF-beta receptor type-1-like. Gene Ontology annotation, cellular component: signaling receptor complex; plasma membrane. Gene Ontology annotation, biological process: cell surface receptor protein serine/threonine kinase signaling pathway; cellular response to growth factor stimulus; protein phosphorylation. Gene Ontology annotation, molecular function: transmembrane receptor protein serine/threonine kinase activity; ATP binding. The record is from RefSeq and is a predicted model, not a curated record. Lineage: Eukaryota; Metazoa; Chordata; Hyperoartia; Petromyzontiformes; Petromyzontidae.